GAUCAGUCGCCACUUCGGUCCGACUUAAAAGGUCGCCGCUGUGAGGUAUGGCCUUUACUCGAUCGCUGAGCGCUAUAUCACUGGGCCACACUGCUCAUAGAGUUAACCCGAGCAGUCGACGCUACACAAAACUGACUUAAUUAUUGGUGGCAUAAAGUGAAUCCUCGACUUACCGUUAAGAGAGGCUGCGAGGGAAUGCUCACUCACCUGCCGGCGGAGCUACACACAUGGGAUAAUAGACGCAGAGGAGAUACCUGGGAGGGAUUACCUUGGUUGCGUUUCUUGUGAAAUUGAUUUCUCAGUGUUGUUAAUGAUGAUGAUGAUGAUGACGGAGACGUGAGACUCACUCUAGAGAGUCACAUCAAGAUGGAAUUACACUUUGAUGGGUUGAUACUAGUAAUAUAUGCUCUGGAGCAAGUGACAGCGAUCGGACUCGAUUAUAUCGGGACCACACUUGUGCCUCUUCCGAAAUUCAUCCCAACAAAAAGUAAUUUUACGUUUAAAGCUGGAGAACUGGCCCGGCUGGAGUGUGCGGUAGAUAACCUCAGCACCAAAAAGGUGAUUUGGCGACGAGGCUCGGAAUCCAACCCGCUGACGAUUGGUAAGCGGACAUUUGUGGACGACAAGCGGGUCAUGAUAGAGCACACACCGCUUCAUCAGAACUGGAAUCUGUUGAUAAAACGUGUGCGUGUUGAUGAUGAGGGCAUGUAUGAGUGCCAGGUGAGCUCCCAGGCCCGCCAUCUCCGUCAUCAUGUCUACCUCACAGUGGAAGUGUCGGAGAACCCACACAGCGGAAAUCCUGAUGAAGCAAGAAAACACCGAAACACAAGUGGUGUUAUUUACGACAUCCGCAUCAGCGGGGACAAGUACGUGGAGAAAGGCCAGAAGAUAAACCUCACAUGCAACGCCACAGGCGAAGAGCAUCCCCCCGAUGACCUGGACUGGUUCAAAAACGGGGAUAAACUUUCCACAAAUUAUGGAAACGGAAUAUUUAUUCAAAAACGCGUUUCCUUGACAACAAAGACAAUUGUGAGCAUUCUUGAGAUCAAGAACGCCGACAUGAAUGAUGCCGGUGUCUACAUAUGCCGAACCUCUGGGCUACAGAUCACGAGUUUAAGGGUCAAUGUCUUGAAUGCGUAUACAAACAACGUCAAAAGACACAAAUCAGAUAAAUACAAUUGGAUUGGAUCUACGGGAGAUUCGACAGCUCCGGUUAUGUGUGGUGAUUUGAUUACUCUGGUCUACUUGCUAACGCUGUGGACGACAGUAACGUGAUACCGACAAUAAGCUGCACUAGAGACGUCGUUGGUGGAACUUGUGCCGAAGAUGGUUUCACAGUCUUGUGAAACUUGCGCUACAAAACAACUGGAUGUAUAAUACAGUGAUAUACUCCGUGAAAACUGUUCACACGCUCGAUAGUUUCUCUCGUCAUCAGCAGUGCCUGAAGUGACCGGUCUGUGACGUCAUGGAAGAUUAACACGCCAUGUUCAUGAGACGUUGACUGCCAGGACAUGAGACGUGGUUGGCUGUCGUCGUCGUUGUGAAUAUGUAGAACUUCCAAUAUUGAACAUGAAACAUGAACACUGUGCCUUCCUGUUUAUCACUGUACAGUUAUUGAUCAAAACGUGUCCCGCAUCAGAUCAGUGUGCCGCCAUCAGAUCAGUGUGUCCUGCAUCAGAUCAGUGUGCCGCCAUCUCUAUAUUACAAGACAUGCGACUGACAUGAAGCCAAUAUUUGAAAUACAACAGAGAGGUUUUUGUCAGUGUACACAUAUUUACGUUUGCCAUCUACCAGACAAAUUUUGUGAUGGUUUCGACAUGAAACUUGGCAUUAUCUUAGACAGAAGGAUUGCAGCCCGACGCUGAUUGUCAACCAGGACGUCAAGAACAAGCGUUCAAAUUAUAUUAUAUUCGGCCAUCUGUUGAGAACUUAUGUUUGCCGUCGAAAUGUCAUGACUUCGACUUAUGACCGAGACGGCAAUAUUUCAGACAGUGGAAGUCUCAGUGUUUUCGUGGUGGUCCUCACGCACCAAGACUUAAAUGUUAGACAUGAUGACUGUACACAGUCGUGGUGUAGCUAAGCUACAAAACAUGUCCAUAUCAAACACAUGGAGGUCACCUCGCAGACUCCUUCAUGGAGUACCCGAUGUAUUUAUAGCAUAUAGAGCUUCCAAUAGCUAAAUCACGACCUCUAGUCUAGUCAUAAACAGUGCCGCUGCGAAGGUGAAUAACCAAAUCAGAAAUAUAGAAAUCUGACACGCACACAUCACCCCGUAAAGCCGCUGUUACGCUGCAUCACAAUCUGUCAUUAUGGGGUCAAGGUCAAACACAAAUUUGAAAUAUACUGUAGACAGACAAAUUACGUUUCUCUUUCCUAUUUCUGCCCAUAUGCUGACUAACACGUGAGACAUAUCAAUCCUAUUUUUUGUUAUUUACAAAGCAUGUCAAGGGGCCUACAAAAACGUUUGUUAGGAUAGUUCCAGAAACAGUUGCUUACAACAGAAACAAACACAGACAUUUCGAGAUAACAGAUGUCGAAUAUUCUUACACUGUGACAACAACGUUGCUGUCGACGCCAUUUGGAGUUUUUCUGCCAAAGACAAAGUGCAUAUUUGUGUAUAUAGACCUACUAGUGGUUGAACUGUCAUAUACCUUGUGUCUGUCUUUGAGUCAUUACAUUUCCUUUCAUUUUUCAUUUUUUGUAUUUUUGUCAUGACGCCGAUAAAAUACCACAGUAUUACAACGUAGACAAAUCUGUGUAUAUCAAACUACGGACUUGUCUGUGUGACCUAUGGUCAGUAAUCAUAAUGACAAUGGGCACAGUGAGGCUUACAAAAGGUACAGUCGACUUUAUCAAUUUUCUGACCAGUGGUAUAUCCGGUGCUGUCGGUGCAUCAGUUGUCGAGGAUGUAUUAUAUAUCGUGAUAUUUAUUAUUGAUGCGUCUCUUGAAAAAAUUCAAACAUGACCAUCCAGAUAUGAACAACACUUCCCGACGGUGUCCCAUUUCCUUAUAUCUUACAAUCGGCCGCCAAUAACAGACUGAUGUGGUGUGUGAUGUGGCUGCGAGAGCUGACGGUGUUGCAGAUGCAGAAAACAGCAAUGAAACAAUGGCGCGUUCGCUGUCAGAAAAAAAUGUUGAAAUGUCACAGGUAUCGGCUUUGGUAUAUGACAUUAAUGCUACAUUAUGCUACAUACUGUAUUCGUUGGAUGGUUCGUAUGUUCCGAUACAGUUAUAGCCACUGACAUUGACAACUUAAUAAUACUGUGCUUGAAUCCUGUUUCUCUUUUGUUAGAAUAUUCCCCUUAAAUCUAGGAUUUCACAUUAAAUGUAUGAUUCGCUCAAGGUGAUCGAAUGGUUUUCUUUUAUAUCAUAAAUAUCUCGAAUAAUGUGUCGUUAAAGUUUUAAAAGUCAAACAAUGCCUUUGUUUAUUACUUGCCUGUGAGCGUGAUUCUGGAAUCUCGUCACAUUUGAGUACUGGAUGUAGAUGGACUCUAACAAUACUCUAACUUGUAAACAUGCAGCUGAAACAGUAGUCCACUCAAUGCUCAAGAAGUAUGCAUUGUGGCAUUCACCCUCUCUGUUGUCACAGAUGCUGCUGAUAGAAACAAAAUAUCCUCAUCAAAACUUGAGUCGUCAUAAACUGAAAAUAAAACAUGAAAUGGACA
Molecule: messenger RNA, 3666 nt
Organism: Haliotis rubra (blacklip abalone)
Lineage: Eukaryota; Metazoa; Mollusca; Gastropoda; Lepetellida; Haliotidae
Product: hemicentin-2-like
Exons: 8
Coding region: 367-1275 (302 amino acids)
Biological process (GO): synapse organization
Cellular component (GO): neuron projection membrane
Source: RefSeq, a predicted model, not a curated record